This is a messenger RNA of Helicoverpa armigera (cotton bollworm), 5947 nucleotides long. RefSeq lists its product as uncharacterized. Gene Ontology annotation, biological process: intracellular sterol transport. Lineage: Eukaryota; Metazoa; Arthropoda; Insecta; Lepidoptera; Noctuidae. The transcript has 9 exons. The record is from RefSeq and is a predicted model, not a curated record. Gene Ontology annotation, cellular component: endoplasmic reticulum membrane; endoplasmic reticulum-plasma membrane contact site; plasma membrane. Gene Ontology annotation, molecular function: sterol transfer activity; sterol binding. Bases 534 to 2021 code for a protein of 495 amino acids.
UUCAUUGUGCCGCGGCGCACAUUUUGUGAGUCGCCGCGUGGACGCUAGGCUGAGUGGGGGCGGCCAAACCGGUGUCAGUUCGCAAACAGCCGAGGCCGUGCAAGAUUGUGUUUCCGAACGCAACACGACGUACGGGCGGUUACCGAACGUGAAAGAAAUGUCAGUUUACCCCGAUAUUUUUCGGCGGCUUACAUAAAUCCUUCGAUUUUUCGAACUAUUGUGAUUUCGUAAUUAUAAAAGGACAUUGAAAUUGUGAAUUUUAAUUGAUUAAUAUAUAAUGCUGUGGUGUGCAGCGUGUGAUUUACGAUUUUAUUACAAAGUUAUCGAUGUUAAUGUGUUUUAGUAACCCAGUUGCGUACACCAUAACAAAAUAAGUUUAUAUCGAAAUUCAGAGAAGUCUGAACUGUUUUCGUGUUAGAAAAUGUCCGGUGACUCGCUUUCCUAGCAAAUUAAAGUUGGUGUAACGAAUCGUUGACUGCUGUGACCUUAUUCGAGUGGAUUACGUUUAUCGAAUAUUAGUUAUGACCUUCUAAAUGAAGGAGUCGUAUCCUGAUGAAAUUAUGCUCUGUUUCGUCCAAGGAUUUGGUGAGAGUGAGCGUGGGUUUAACAAGAACCGUGAGUUUGACGGCAAUGUGUCAGAGGCUGCUCUGAAGUACAAGAAGCAAGGUAAACGAGUGUCUCUGCAGUUGGAGGAAGGGGAGAUUGACGAUCCUGUUGAGUUAAGGUCGAAGAAGUCGCAGGGACUUGUGACUGGCAAGUCAUUGAGGCUGUCAUCAGGUACGCGCCUCCCGGAGGUUAAAAGAAGCUUGAGUGACCGCUUCUCAGUCAUCACCGAUGCAGGAGGGAAGAGGCCAGCGAAAGGUCUCUUGACCAUACGGAAGACUUGGUCAACCGGCAAUUUCGCGGCCGGCGCGGCGGGUGGCGGGUGCGGGGCUCCGCGCUCCGCCCCCGCCACCCCGCUGCAGCUCGAACCUCACCCCCGCUCCACCAAGCAUGAUAAACAGGCCAUAAAGCCGCUAUCAGGGUCGGCGCCGUCGGUGCGGGCUGCGACGCUGAACUCGGCAGGCACGGGCGACACGACCGAAGGCAAGCAGCCCAGCAAGUCGCGACAGAAGAAGUUCCAAAGGCAUUUCCCGCAGGUCGGGCCUGAAGAGAAGGUGCUCAAUUAUUACUCAUGUGCCCUGGUGGGUGAUCUGCUGCUUCAAGGUCACCUGUAUAUCACGAAGAACUACUUCGCUUUCUACUCGAAUGUGUUCGGCUAUGUGACCAAGCUACUAAUCCCAAUAAUAUCAGUCCUCCGGAUAACCAAAGAGAAGGUGGCUCGUAUCAUCCCCAACGCUGUCGGCGUGUGCACUCGCGAUGAGCGACACGUGUUCGGCUCGCUGCUGUCGCGAGACUCCACAUACAAGCUCAUGAUGCACGUCUGGAAGGCCGCUAGAGCACCAGAGUUGGCGACUCCUAAACCUCAGGAUCUCCGAGCAUCAGAAGUGGAGCUGGAAGUGUCGGAGUACUCUCCGGAAGACGACAGCAGUUCGGCGGGAGGCGACCAACAUGACGCGCCCUCGCCGCCGGUCCGACGAGAGUCCGAAGCCAUCAUAGCUGCAGCAGGAGGUGCAGCAGUGAUCCAGCCGGCGCUGCUGACGGGCAGCGGCACGUCGCGGCGCGCGGCGGGGCGCUGGUGGCGGCCGCUGCUGGCGCUGCUGGCCGCGCUGCUCGCCUGCAGCGCCGCGCUGCUCGCCUACCGGCUCUACCUCGCCACGUACCACACACCGGAGGACCUAGUAAAGUUAUCAGGCGAGGAGUUAUAUUCGGAGCUAGUGAGAUGGCGGGCGCGGUUACACGGCCGGGCCGCCAACGAGUUGCAUGCAUUCCUCACUACUAACCUACUGUUGCUUACCAAGGUAAUUUGUUCAGUACGACAAUCCCUAGAAGCGUUAUCAGGCGUGAUACUAACCGACAUGGCGCAGUCCGGAGCUGCCGAGCUCAACAUCGACGUGCCCAACGAGACCGUCUUCAGUUAGCAACACUAUUCAAUAGAACAGCUGGUAAUGUACCAUGUAGACGGUGUUGCCAUGAUAUAUGGGCCUGGGAUUGCCAGCGUGUAAAGGGAUUUUUUUUGCGCAAACACGGCCUGGGAUUGCCAGCGUUUUAAGGGCUUUUUUUGCGCAAACACUUGUUAUUUUUGCGCAAAUGGGGGUUAUUUUUGCGCAAACACAAAGCACGUAAAUGGAGGUGGACUGCUUUUUUUUGAAAUUAUGAAUUAAACUUGCAGAUUCAAUUUAUUAUCUAUGUGAAAAUUAAUCAACACUGGUAAAGUGGUAUCCAAAGUUAGAUCUAACAGAUAAGCAAAAUGUCUUUAUUUCAAUGAAAAGUUGGUUUUAUCUUCACUUUUGCGUGCUUCAAAAGGCAAUCCUUGGUUCACAGAACACCUCGGUUAUUAAGAAGUAUUAUUGUCACCACGCUUGCUAAGAUUAUGUGGAUAUCUCCGAGGAAAUAUUAUUGUAUUUAGUUGACAGCCACUGUCACAAAUAUCCGACAAGGAAACGCUUUUCCAUGUCUCAGUGAGACGGAAGUGAUACUAGUUAUUAUUUAUUUAUGCUAUUUUUCAGUUGUAUAAUGGUUGGGUGGAAUAUCCAAAGUUUGGUCUCAACUAACGGUGAAGAAAGAUAGGUUUUAUUACACGUAAUAUAUGAAUUUUAUUAAUAAAUUAUCGACACUUUAUGGUGUAGGGUGUCCAAAAUAUUAAAUAGUUAGCGAGGGAUUAAAAUGACCAGCUCGCUCUAACUUAAUUUUAAUAAAAGUAAAGUCUUUCUGAUUCACAACAACUUGUAAGUGUUCUGCACUUUUAACAAUAAUUAAAUGUUUUAAAGUUCUGACCUCAAAUGACAGAUUCAAUUCUGUUCCUUGCAUUUGUUUAAAUAAUUGAUGUUGUUUAUGCAUUCAUUUUAAAAAUAUUAGAGAUUUUAAAUUUAUUUUUGUUUCAAUAAAUGUUGACAUUUAUAUUGAAAAAUCAUUAAUCAUGAUACCAAAUAAUCGUGUCUUCACAAGUAUUAACAUAAAAAAAAUAUUUUAGAUGUUUUAUUCGGUGACAUUCUAUGAUAUCAAGUGUCAGACAGUCAUAGCAUCUAUUCUAAUGAUUCAGGUUCAAUUUUCCCUAUACUGCCGAUAUCGCUACAGUUUUAUAGGAGUCAAGAAGACAUGCUUCUUAUUCCGAUAAAAUGAAGUUUAGAAAGAUUUAUGAGAAGCUAAAGUUCAUUUAGUAAAAUACCUUCUAAAUUCGUCUCCGAUAAAUAUUAAAUCGGAGCCAAUAAAUGUUCUAUCGGAACCGAUAUAUAGCAAGCGAUAACGGCAAUAUAGUAAGAGUUAACUUUUAACAUUUCAAUCGUAUAUCGUUAUGUGAUUUGUAAAUAAGCGGCAAGAAGCCGUAAUGUCUAUGAGGCAUUGCUACGUCAUAUUAAUUUGUGUCAAACACAAACGUGUAGAGUAAGAUGCGUGUGUCGAGAUGAAUGAACGAUCGACUUGAUGAUAAUACACAAAUAAUAAGUACACCUACAACAUGUGUGGGAUAUUGUUUGUUCACAGGCUCGUCUGUGAUUGAAACGGCAUUUAAAUUAUCUCAUUUCACUCGCGAUAUUUUAUUUACCGCACAAUUUUCUCUUUGCCUUCUGUGCAAGUUUCGCAUUCCUUCUAACGUCCUACGUCUGCGGUAUAACGUACCUGUGUGUAUUGUUUAAACAUUGUAAUGUGAAAUAGUAUCGCGUUCCUUCGUCUCGGCUUAUUGAUAGAUAUUUUCAUAAUCACAAUUCUAUAACUUCGGCAAUCUUUCAUAUAUUUGUGUAAAACGUUAAAUUGUUAAGCUUAGUCUUGGUGGAGAAACGAAUAAAUAAUCUUAGUCAAUGUUGCUGUAAUAUUAUUCUUGUAUUAUUGCGUAUUUUAUAAUAAGUGGAUUGGCGUCAUAGUUGUGUCUGGCAGUUUUCUCCGAAUAUGAAAAUACGUUUGUAAUUUCUAUGUAGAAGACGUGUUGAAUACGAUAUUACAACGGAUAUGAAUCGUAGAGUGGUUUCACUGGAGAGUAUACAAUUGUGAAUGUGAUAGUGUCAGAAGGCAGGUGCUAGUAUUUAGAUAAGAGUUAUUAUAAAACCAACAUUCCUCGUUUGAGAAAGUAUCCACAAGGUGUCGGGAGUGGAGAGCGUCCAGUCGGGCCCAACGUUCGCUUCAACAGAUCGUUUGCCAAAUAGCUUCGUAAUGUUUCUUGCCAAUAUAUAAUGACAUUGAUAACUCAGUAGACGCAACUAUGUUUGUGCACCUAAUAUUUCUGUAUCGAUUACAAACAAGCUAAACAUUAUUUCCUUAAAUUACACAGCUAAAGCUAACAAAAAUACGCAAACUGCUAUUUUGACAAUAAUGAACAUUAGAUUAAACAAUCUUUUGAAAUAUUCAUACAGUUUUAUAAAAAUUUAUCGAUGCAAGAAGUAUUAGGUUUUAAAGUUAGUUUGGUUUAAAAAUAAUAUCUAGUAAUGCUAAAGUUUUGAAACAUAGAAAAUCUAGUUCUGAGUGAUGCAGGCGUAAGACGAUCAGUUUUGGACGGUUUUUUAAAAUAGUGUUGUUUAUAGAAGUAACUAUGUACUUUGUAAAGUUUAUGUAAUUAAUAAUUUAUUAUUCUAGUCUUUGGUCAAGCUCAAGGAUUUGUUAUUCGGUUCUAUUGGGGUUAGUAUGUACUUAGAAUGAUUUUAAAACUAAUGUAAGUGUGGAAUUAUGUUACGGGCACUCGUAAAGUAUGUGCAAUCAAAAAUAUUAUGUAAAGAAUAUUAUGUUUUAACACAUUUCUUAUUUAUUGUAGAUCCAAUUACAGUUUGUUAUUUUAUAUCGGAGAGGUUUUUGUUAGAUAAUGAUAUAUUUUAGCACAUUGCAACACUAUAUUUAGACGAUGCUAGCUAAUUAUUUCCCUCGAACAAUUCACUCGAUGUAUUAUGUACAAAUAUGUUCGUUGUAUCACGUAGGUUAAUUGGCUGUUGUUAAUACUUUAUGUGAUAAGGGCCUAAUGUUGUUGUGCUAGGUUACCAUCUGUGCCAAAGUGCUCCAUCACUGUUUGUAUUCCAAAUGACAGAUUAGGCCUUUAUAUGUAUCCUUAUAUAGACGUACCGACUUAUGCUUGUUCACUGAGCAAUCAUCGAGCGAAGUAAGCUUGUUGCAAGUCUAACGCUUGCUGUAAGUCGUGGUGUAUUGCUCAGUCAUCGGUGGAACAACACUUAUCCUCGCUCCAUGAUUUAUAUUUCAUGUUAUUUAAGGCUGUUUACGCUGUCCUAUACGAGUCAUUAUCGGAAAUAAUUAAUAUUGCCAAAGACAAAAACACUAGAUUAAAUGAAAUAUCAAAAGUAGAGAUAGUGAGGUUUGUACAUUAAUUAGUUUUAGGUAGGUCGUGCUGUUAAUUUUGAAUUAUUAUCAUGUAAAUAUAAUGAUUUUACGUAAUUUUAGUAUUUUAUUGAAUUAUUAUUUUCUGGUGCAAUACGAGGAACCAGUGAGAUGACAGAGUUUAUGUUAAUCAAAAUUGUGUUGACGAACAAGCAUAUUAUUGUAUUUUUAUUUUUUAUGAAGUUUUAUUGCAAAAUUAUCAUUGAACGACAAGAAGCAACACCUUUAAAAUGCACUUUAUGUGGAAUAUCUAUGCUUGGACCAAUAUAGGCAUCAGCUUUGUAACAAGUGUUAUAGCCCAGAAUAAUGAUAUGAACCUACUAAAGUUUGUGUAUGAAACGUAAAAUAGCGUAAUUGUAUCAAUGGGUGAUAGAACUGAUUUAUGAUUAUUAGUGAUUUUAAGUUGUACCACUUAGGAAUUGUUAUGGACGCGUAUGUUGUAUGAUUUCAAAGUUUGUUUUGUAUAUUUUUGUUUGAAGUUGUGAUUCGUUUGUUGAUUUUGUAAAUAAUAGAUAGAUGAGUUAAUUGAACAUGA